This is a messenger RNA of Saxophila tyrrhenica, 582 nucleotides long. RefSeq lists its product as uncharacterized. Lineage: Eukaryota; Fungi; Ascomycota; Dothideomycetes; Mycosphaerellales; Extremaceae. The transcript has 3 exons. The record is from RefSeq and is a predicted model, not a curated record. Bases 1 to 582 code for a protein of 193 amino acids.
AUGGGCUUGAACAGCAUUAUCUUGCCACUUGUUGGUCUCGUAGCAGUCGUCACCGGCUUGGGCUGCUACACCACCCCCGCCUUCUUUGCGGGAACGUCGGACUUCGAAUUCUCGGAUCUUCACAACAAUCCUGGACGAUAUUCUGGCGAUAAAAAUCGCGACCUUCACCAGGAAGUCAUCAACGACAUCGACACGCACUGUCAGCUGGUCAGCGGCUCUAUUGUCAAGCCGGGGAGCGGGUGGGAGGAUUGCAGCGAGUGGGCAUACCAGAAAGCCACGCUCGGGUGCGAGCUUGAUUGCAACCACAGCUGCAUCGACGAAGAAGGUGUAGAUCAGUACACCUGCGAACAGGACUGCUACGCCGAAUGCCCUCUCGAGGAUCAGUUUCCGUACAGGAACCACAUCGACUGGGAGAUCAAGCACGACGGUGACGGAGACGACACGCACACGAUUUCGUACGAUAGCUGUAUGGCUGGAUUCAAGAACAUCGUGGAUACUAUGGGAUGUACUCUUGGCGGAGAGCAGAACUAUGAUGGUUUCUGGUUUCGCAUUGACCCGAAUCCUGGAGCCUGUGGGACGUGA